Molecule: messenger RNA, 2463 nt
Organism: Sclerotinia borealis F-4128
Lineage: Eukaryota; Fungi; Ascomycota; Leotiomycetes; Helotiales; Sclerotiniaceae
Source: the annotation of a GenBank genome assembly
AUGGCUACCGGUACACUAGCUUCGAAUCCCUUUGUUGGGGAGCACGCGGAUGCUGACUCUGAUGCGCCAGCCGAUGAAAAUCUCCCAACCUUUUAUAUUGGACACCAUGAGUCUAAACGACCUCUGCCUGUCACGGAAUUUGUUCUGCGACAGGCUCAAGAUGUUGGAUAUGACAUGCUCACAAGCUCUAUCACAAGUCCUCAUUUCCACUCUAGAGUUCUCACAUUGAUCUCGAAUCACCUCGCCGAGAUAUCAGCCCUCGAAUCAAGCGAUGCGCCAAACAAAGCUACCCCUCCAGCUCCCAUCAUCCCACCACUCAAUCCUGUCGAUACACCAUUAACUCCUUCCGACACAGUCUCACAGCUCAUCGCACAUUCCAGCCCUUGGAUAGAUCUAUGCUCGCCAGAUCCGCUGAUCGCAAACAUUUCCCGUCAGGUUUUGAAUAUCGAAAUUGCAUAUGCGUCCUUCUGCGGAGUGGGCAAUGUUAUUAUACCAGGUCCACGAACAUACCAUGGCGGAUCAGGAGAUAACACUGGACUUGCGCAAUAUGCUCGUGCUAUUCAGGAGACUCUCGCAAUUGCUAAUUAUAUCAAUAUAGCCAUCCAUAUCCCUAUGUAUGGGCUCGAAGAUCAGAAGGAGAUGACAGGCGAUCUUUUGCCAUUUUCCAGGUAUCAAGAGACAGCAGAUGCAGUAAAGAGCGAAAAUGAAAUUGACUUGUAUGAGAAUUGGGAUACUUGGAAUUUGAUCCGGGAUGUAUGUAAAUACAAUUCCAGACUUUCAGUAGCAUUGGCACUUCCCCGUCAACUACCCAUUGAUUCACUUCAAUCUCGUUGGUUUGCCGAACCCCUGAGGAUGUUGACUUUCAAUUCUUCAACAUUCUUGAAAAACAAGGGUGGACAUCCAGUUUUGGGCAAGGCUCACCAAAAUCUGAUCUCCCGCUAUAUGAAGCUUAAGAACGCUCCAUGGUUAUUAUUAUGUGAUGUGGGUCCCAUCCCUGGUUUAGAUGACCCAAAUCAGCAAAUCUCGGUGGCAGAUGGUUAUGCAUCACCAAGUACUGUUCAAGAUGCACCAUCUCCAACCCCUGCCGAAGCCCAGCAAGUUAGGAGGAACAGCACCAAAUCACCAUCACAAUCAAAAUCGAAGGAUGGUGCAGCUCACUUGGUAUACCUGAGAUAUCUCCAGAGAAACCAACCAGAACGGACUGCUAUCGAGAAGUUUGGCUCAGGCUACCAAGAUUACUUGCAAGCUCCACUCCAACCGUUGACAGACAAUCUCGAAUCUGUUACGUAUGAGGUCUUUGAAAAAGAUCCUGUCAAAUAUGAUUCUUACGAGCGAGCCAUAGAACGAGCACUUUCAGAUUGGGGUUCACAAGGAAAGCCUACAUCGAGUCUCAGUGGUGCUGUUGUUAUCGCAGUAGCUGGUUCUGGUCGAGGACCUUUAGUGUCUCGAGCUUUGAAGGCAAGUCAAACGACUGGAGUCCCAGUUGAGGUAUGGGCAGUGGAAAAGAAUCCAAAUGCCUACGUUCUUCUUCAAAGACACAACGAAGACGACUGGAAUGGAGCAGUCAAUAUUGUAAAGAGCGACAUGCGUGCAUGGAAAGGGCCAUUGAGAAAUGCAGCAGGACCCAUAGGUCAAGCCGUAACAACCUCUACUACCACUCCCGCAACAACCUAUGGCAAGGUCGAUAUUCUUGUUUCUGAACUCCUUGGUUCUUUUGCAGACAACGAAUUAUCACCCGAAUGCAUAGAUGGAGUCCAGCAUGUUCUAGCACCCGAAUUUGGUAUCUCGAUACCUGCUUCCUACACAGCACAUCUUUCCCCCAUCCUCGCACCUCGUCUCCAUGCCGAUAUCUCCAACAGAUUCUCAUCUGAUGAGAGCGCCACAGAUACCCCCUACGUAGUCAUGUUCCAUGCCAUUGAUUUCCUCGCAACCUCCGUCCCAGACCAUCCCCAAAUCCAACAAGCAUGGGAAUUCGCCCAUCCACUUCCUACCAGUACAUUACAUAUCGCCGAAGCCAGACGAGGCGGCGGUGUUAGUGGUGGUGGCGGUGGAAGCAUGUCGGGUGGCGAUGGUGCCAAUGAACACAACACUCGCUAUGCCCGUCUCAAGUUCGUCUGUAAAGACCGCGGCGUGGUCAAUGGGUUGGCGGGAUAUUUUGAAGCUGUUCUAUAUGAUGGCGGCGCGGGUCCCGAGAGUAAAGUCGAAUUGAGUACGCGUCCGGAUACGAUCGAUGCGAAAAGUAAAGAUAUGAUUUCAUGGUUUCCGAUUUUCUUUCCUUUAAAGUCACCCCUCUACAUUCCCGAUGAUACCGAGCUCGAAGUCGGUAUUUGGAGACAAACUGAUGAUAGAAAAGUUUGGUAUGAGUGGCUUGUGGAAGCUUUUGUUAUGGUUGGGCCUAAUAAGCGCAUGAGAUUGGGUAUGAGUGAGGCAGGCAGCAGUCGCCAGAUUGGCUGUCUUAUGUAG